GAGAAUUUCCACUUCCGGCCUGCCCGGGGCCGGAGGACGCCGGGAACAUGCGGCUGUCUGUGGCGUCCGCCAUCUCCCACGGCCGCGUCUUCCGCCGUCUGGGCCUCGGUCCCGAGUCCCGCAUCCACCUGUUGCGAAACUUGCUCACCGGACUGGUGCGACACGAACGCAUCGAGGCGACAUGGGCGCGUGUGGACGAGAUGCAGGGCUACGCGGAGAAGCUCAUCGACUAUGGAAAAAUGGGAGACACCAACGAACGAGCCAUGCGCAUGGCUGACUUCUGGCUUACAGAGAAAGACUUGAUCCCAAAGCUGUUUAAAGUACUAGCCCCUCGGUACCAAGGUCAGAAUGGGGGCUACACAAGGAUGGUGCAGAUCCCAAAUCGGAACAAGAUGGAUCGGGCAAAGAUGGCAGUGAUUGAAUAUAAAGGGAAUUGCCUGCCACCCCUUCCUCUACCUCAAAGAGACAGCAACCUUACACUUCUAAACCAGCUGCUGCAGGGGCUUCGGCAGGACCUCCAAAAGAACCAAGAAGGAAGUGUCUACAGUUCCCAUAUAGAUCAGACACGAAGGAUUUAACUACUGGAACUGGAGUCUGUGGCUGUGAUAACUGGCCUUUGGAGUUCUUUUCGUGUCUAAGAAGAACUGGAGCUAAAGGUGUAAAAUGGACAGCCUUAAUGAGGCCCAGAACCUUCUGGGUACCCAGAUGGACCGCUCUUUGCCCAAAAGAUAAAAUUCCUUACUGUGAAUAUAUGCAAAAUGAUUUUUUUUUUUAAUUCCCUUAGAGUUUCUGCAAAAAUGAGAACCAUGUAAAUCCUGAGUCUACCUAAGAUAGUAAAUUCAUGGUUUAUGUUUCUGGUUCUUA
This is a messenger RNA of Chinchilla lanigera (long-tailed chinchilla), 864 nucleotides long. It is a transcript of the gene Mrpl17, whose product is annotated as mitochondrial ribosomal protein L17. Gene Ontology annotation, cellular component: ribosome; mitochondrial large ribosomal subunit. Gene Ontology annotation, molecular function: structural constituent of ribosome. The transcript has 3 exons. The record is from RefSeq and is a predicted model, not a curated record. Lineage: Eukaryota; Metazoa; Chordata; Mammalia; Rodentia; Chinchillidae. Bases 48 to 578 code for a protein of 176 amino acids. Gene Ontology annotation, biological process: translation.